Clupea harengus (Atlantic herring) is the source of this 1359-nucleotide messenger RNA. RefSeq lists its product as uncharacterized. NCBI's taxonomy places the organism in Eukaryota, Metazoa, Chordata, Actinopteri, Clupeiformes, Clupeidae. The record is from RefSeq and is a predicted model, not a curated record.
UAUUCAGAGGAAUCAUUGUAUUGCUUUAUAAAGGUGAGUGGGGGCGCUGUUUCACAAGAGACACCGUUUUUUGUUUUUUAUUUGUUUUUUUAUUUUGUAUUUGUUAAAAUUGGAAUUGAGUUUUCAUAUUGCCUUUCGGUGCAUGGGUUGUAUACAUAUGAGAUUGGUGUAGGGCUAUGUUUCUUGGAAGUAGAGUUGCAAAGAUCCCCUUAGCUUAAUUCAGAAACCUAAUCAGCCUUUUAAUCGCCUAACGAAAAUGAUCCCAGAAACGAAACCGAAAAUAUUUCCCCAAGGCUUUAUAAUAAAUCUCAGUGCGACUCCAGCAAGUAAACGAUCAGUGUUGCAUCUUGUCGGAUGGUGUAAUCAUCACUUACAGUUGCAGUUUUUAGGUCUACCAUUCUAACGAUAUACAAAACAAGGCACAUUUUUACACUUCAAUCAAGAUGUGAAACAUGAGGAAAUAACUUCACUGUGCUCAGGUCUGUUAUUACUCUGCAUGUGCCGGGAAUUUGACAGUUGUUUGGACUUUCUCAUCGAGACAUGCUCUUUGCCCAGUGCUCAAAGCCUAAUCCUCAGUGAACCAAAGAGGAAGGCUCCAACGAGAAUAUGACGAGGAAGAGGGCGUGGAAGAGGGCCAGGGCAGAUGCCCAGAAGCAAACCCAUAAGAAAGGCAAGAGGCCUCAGAAGAAGGAGUUAGCAGCAGCUCAGCCCUCUGAGGCUAGUGCCUCACCAGGCAGGACUGAAGAACAAGAUGAGGACUGUAGUACUGAACUCAUACACAGAAAGAACGAGGAGGACACGGAUCAGGUUCCUCCAGAGACGGCCCAGAAGUCCAACGAUGACCAGGCAGCCAAAGCUCCAGAUGGGAAGAUGGAGAAACCCGAUGCCCCGAAUCAGAUGAAACAUCGAGGGAUACACGUACAAACGCAGACCGAUUUAGUCCCCCAGAUGACACAGGAAACCCAGACAGAUUUCACUGAGACCACAGUGCGGACACAAGGACAAACACAGCCUGGGACCAAAGCAGCCAGUGAGGGGACGGAACCCUCACCACCUGAGAGAGAGCCACAACAGGGCUCUCUGAAGAAAGAGGGAGACAUCAAGGGAAAACACAGUGACAAGGUGUCUGAGAAAGACAGGAAACAGGAGACAUCCGAGAAGGACACUGACACAGCAUCAGAGGGGACGAAUCCGCAAGUAACCUCAGAGAACCAGGAGGGAGACGUGGAGAGGAUGGACACUGAUGCAGACGGAGACCUGGGGUCUUCCACUGACCCGCCUGCAGGGAGAAAAUCAUACGCCCAGGCUACUGCUGGAAACAGUAGAACCAAAGAAACACAAAAUAAACCAAUCAGGUGA